Messenger RNA from Pecten maximus, 526 nucleotides. RefSeq lists its product as uncharacterized. Lineage: Eukaryota; Metazoa; Mollusca; Bivalvia; Pectinida; Pectinidae. The record is from RefSeq and is a predicted model, not a curated record. The transcript has 3 exons. Bases 170 to 526 code for a protein of 118 amino acids.
UCUCCUUGUGAUAGGCCGUUUUGUUUGACAGUGUAAGGAUGCAGGGAAUUUGGACUAAGUAGUCGUCGCAUGUAGCAUGUCUCCAGGAUCCUGAUGGUGUUCAGCUGUAUACCAAAGUUGGCACUGUCAGGAAAGGUGGUGUGGUGUUGCCGAAGUACCGUUGUGCCAGAUGUUCCACUUCACUGGAGAGCUUUCAUCUUCACCUGAACAGGUUUAUUCCAGGUACUCUUGCAAGCGAUGUAAACUUCCAGGAUUACAUGCUGGAUGGUAUAUAUCGCUGGAACCAGGACAGACACAGAGUGACAACAACUCAGCGGAUGGUAGUCUGCGCCACUCUGUCAACCGUCUAUCACAGGAAAUCCUGGGGAAAGACUUGAGUCCAAACUCAGCAGUCCCUGGAAGGUACACAGGUGAACUCAUCUGCUUGGAAUAUUUAUAUUCUCAGUCAACUGGUGUCCCUGUACAAUACCUGGCGACAGUCAGAUCUAUUGAGGAUACCAUGGAGGAUGAGGAGGAUGUUUCAUGA